Lolium rigidum is the source of this 2283-nucleotide messenger RNA. Its product is annotated as leucine-rich repeat receptor protein kinase HPCA1-like. Bases 1 to 2283 code for a protein of 760 amino acids. NCBI's taxonomy places the organism in Eukaryota, Viridiplantae, Streptophyta, Magnoliopsida, Poales, Poaceae. The transcript is spliced from 15 exons. The record is from RefSeq and is a predicted model, not a curated record. Gene Ontology annotation, molecular function: protein kinase activity; ATP binding; protein binding. Gene Ontology annotation, biological process: protein phosphorylation.
AUGCUAGACUUGGCAGAUAACCAGCUUUCUGGACCGAUUCCAGUUUCCUCUGGUGGUUCUCCAGGACUUAACCUACUUACACAAGCGAAACAUUUCCAUUUCAAUAAGAAUCGGUUAAAUGGUAAUCUAACUGGCCUCUUCAACUCUAGUAUGAGCCUCGAACACAUAUUAUUUGACAACAAUCAAUUAUCUGGUCAUAUCCCUGCCGAGCUUGGUGACAUCGCAACCCUUGAAAUCAUCCGAUUAGAUAAGAACAACUUCACAGGAGAAGUUCCAAGCAACAUCAGUAACCUAGUCAACCUAAAUGUCCUGAAUUUAGCAAACAACCAGCUGAGUGGAACAAUGCCAGAUCUCAGUAGCCUGAACACACUAAAUGUGGUGGAUUUAAGCAACAAUUUGUUCGAUCCAUCAGAAGCACCAGACUGGUUCUUGAGUUUAACAUCUCUUGUUUCAGUAGCAAUAGAUAACGGAGGACUCUCCGGCAAGGUUCCCAAAGAGCUCUUCACCUUGCCCCAACUGCAGCAAGUUAUACUAAGAAAUAACGCACUGAAUGGAAGCUUUGAGAUGACUGGGAACAUCACCCAACAAUUGAAGAUCGUGAAUCUCCUUAACAAUCGUAUAGUUGAUGCCAAUAUAACACAAAGCUACAACCAGACCCUAGUACUUGUGGGAAAUCCUGUGUGCUUGGAUUCAGAAUUCUCGAGCAAAUUCUUUUGCAGCCUUCAGCAAGCGAACCUGGUACCAUACACCACUAAUUUAACCAAAUGUGGUACAACCUCAUGUUCCAGUGACCAAAGUGUAGACCCUGCAACUUGCAGUUGUGCCUAUCCUUACACGGGUAACAUGACCUUCAGAGCACCAUCGUUCGCUGACCCGAGCGACAGUGCGACUUUUCAGCUACUAGAAACUAGCCUCUGGAAACAGCUGGCACCACGCCCUGGUGCAGUUUCCCUUUCUAAUGUCCGUUUCAGCAGUGAGGACUAUCUCCAAGUUAAAGUGAGCCUCUUUCCAGCGACUGGGACAUCGUUCAAUCUGUCAGAUGUAAUAAGCAUUGGCUCUGAAAUUAGUAGCCAAACUUACAAGGCACCACCCAUUUUCGGACCUUAUUACUUCAUGGCAGAUCCAUAUGCCCCAUUCGCAGAUGGUGGUGGCAAUGGAAAAUCUCAAAUGAGCAAAGGCGCUGUGGCUGGAACUGCAGUAGCCUGUGCUUCAUGGGGAGGUGCACAAAAAGAUAGUGGAGGUGCUCCACAGCUCAAAGGAGCAAGGUUCUUUUCUUUUGAUGAACUGAAGAACUGUACCAAAAAUUUCUCAGAAGAUCAUGAGAUAGGAUCAGGAGGCUAUGGAAAGGUUUACAAGGGAACGAUUGCAGAUGGAACAAGUGUUGCGAUAAAACGAGCAGAGUAUGGAUCAAAGCAAGGUGCGGUGGAGUUCAAGACUGAGAUUGAGCUGCUGUCCAGAGUUCAUCACAGGAACCUGGUAAGCCUGAUAGGAUUUUGCUAUGAACAAGGGGAGCAGAUGCUGGUGUACGAAUAUGUUUCCAAUGGUACACUGCGAGAGAACUUGCAAGGUAUUAAGGGAAUCUACCUGGACUGGAAGAAGAGGCUCAGGAUUGCUCUUGGCUCAGCCAGAGGACUAGCGUAUCUUCACGAACUCGCUGAUCCACCCAUUAUCCACAGAGACGUCAAGUCGACAAAUAUCCUUUUGGAUGACAAUCUUAAAGCAAAGGUUGCUGAUUUUGGCCUAUCAAAGCUAGUUGCAGACACCGAAAAGGGCCAUGUUUCUACUCAAGUCAAAGGAACACUUGGCUAUUUGGACCCCGAGUACUACAUGACGCAGCAGCUCUCGGAGAAGAGCGACGUGUACAGCUUCGGCGUGGUCAUGCUCGAGCUACUGAGCGCCAGGCUGCCCAUAUCGAAGGGCACAUACAUCGUCCGGGAGUUCAGGGUGGCCAUAGAUCCCAACGACCACGACUACUACGGGUUGCAGGGCACGAUCGACCCGGCUAUCCACGACGCGGCCAAGUCCGCCGGGUUCAGGAGGUUCGUGCAGCUCGCCAUGGAGUGCGUGGAGGAGUCGGCUUCAAGACGCCCCACGAUGGGCUCGGUGGUGAAGGAGAUCGAGACGAUGAUCCACAACGAAGGGCUGAGUUCAUCCGCCUCGUCUGUCACAGAGUUCGAGCACGCAGGGGCAGGGCAAGCCUCCGCGGUACCAUACAGCAACAGCAGCAGCAGUGGCAGCGGCGGCAUAUCAGAACAACUCGCUCACCGUGGAAGGCGACAAUAA